Messenger RNA from Blepharisma stoltei, 1023 nucleotides. The record is from the annotation of a GenBank genome assembly. Lineage: Eukaryota; Ciliophora; Heterotrichea; Heterotrichida; Blepharismidae.
AUGUCAACAGGAGGAUUUGCUCUUCAUGGCUAUAAUGAAGGAUCGCUUCAUCAAAGACUGCAGCUAUUAAAAGCAUCAGAUAGUUUUAUUGAGUGUCUUAAUCAUAUUAGCACUCUAAGUAACGAGCAAAUCGUCAUUGUAGAUUAUGGAUCAUCUGAAGGUUACAACUCAAUGGUAUUCCUAACUCAAACUCUUUCAAAAUUUAGAGAAACUUCAAGCAGCCCUAUUCUUGUUGUUCACAAUGACUUGCCAGACAACAAUUGGUUGAAGGCUUUUAAAACAAUUUUGGAGUCUGAAGACUCAUAUGUAAAAAUUCCAAAUGUUUAUUUUUCAGCAAAAGGCCGAUCAUUUUACGACCAAAUUUUGCCAAAUAACUCAGUUCAUAUUGGGCUUUCAUCUUCAGCUCUUCACUGACUAUCAGAACCUAUUAGUGCUCCCGACAAUUGUGUGCCUUCCUCUUCACUUAACCCUGAAUUCAAAGCUUUAGCAUCAAAAGUCGCUCAUAACGAUUUAGUCACAGUUCUCCGCCAAAGACACAAAGAAUUAGUUAGCUCAGGAAGAUUCGUUUUUCUAUUUAUGAACCAGGCUAUAUCAACAGCUACAUGAGGCACUGUCCUUCAUACUACUACAGAAAAUUCGUUUAUCAAAGGAUAUAUUACUGAAGAAGAAAAGAGAAAUAUAACAGUCCCAAUGUAUGGGAGAACUAAUGAAGAAGUCCAAAAUGCCCUUAAUGAAGUCUCUGAUUUGUAUAGAGUUGUUGUAUUUACACAAGUAGGAGAAGACAGGAUUCCUGGUGUUGAUAGUCUUUCUGAUGAAGAAAAAAAUAAGUUUGUUAAUGGGCUUAAGAGACUUGCUGCAGCUUCUUUAAGAGGAGUUAUACAGAGAGCAGUUAAUAGGAGUGAGGAAGAAAGGAAUGCAGUUUAUGAGUUGUUUAUUAAAGAGUUGUCAGAUGUAUUUGAUGCAGGGGAUUGUAAUUGUUGGCCACAAUAUCAUUUGAUAGUUCUGGAGAAAAAAUCUUCAUAG